ACCAUUGCGAGCAUUUCAGUGCACAAAACCGUUUCCGUGCACGUCCUACUUGUAAAGCUCUACGGCAGGGCGAUUUUGCGCGUUCCCGUGACUCCUCGCCAUAGAAAACAAAGCUGAACGUCUUCCAUAACAGCUAGGGGUGCAGACUUGAGGAAUAUCAGAAUUGAUCCUGGAUACAUCGUGCUGAAUAUGGAUUUACAGUGGGUGUAGCAUCGUUGGAGACCGAGCCUUCUUGGCUGGGGUGACGGCAGGACAUUAGCGAGACUGACAAAAAUAACAUCAGUGUUUUUUUUUCUCGGGGUGCUUUGUCUUGUCCACCUAACGAUAGCAAACCAUCAUUCCUAUUUCAAUUGCAAGAUAUUCAGCUAGUGACUACUAGCUGUCGCCGGGAUGUAUCAUCAUGUUGUCACCCAAAAGUAACUGCUAAGACGUUGGAUUGUGAAGGAUAAGCAGAAAACCUCUCCGAGGUCCCAUCGGGUUGUCACUGGGACCUGAAUCUGUGUUAGCCACAGUCGCGGAGCCCACUGUUUUCGGCGAUAUGGCGGAGCAAGGCUACUCAUCUUGGGCGUACUCCCUAGUUGACUCCAGCCAGGUGUCCACCUUCCUCAUCUCCAUCCUCCUCAUCGUUUAUGGCAGCUUCAGGUCAUUAAACAUGGAUUGUGAAAACCAGGAGAAGGAUAAAGACGGGAACCCCACGGGUUUUAACAGCAACACAAACAACAGUGAGUGUUACAUACAAGGUAUUCAGACUAUAGACUCCACACAGGCCCUGUUCCUGCCCAUAGGAGCCUCAGUGUCUCUGCUAGUCAUGUUCUUCUUCUUUGACUCAGUACAGGUGGUCUUUACCAUCUGCACUGCAGUUCUUGCAACAAUUGCAUUUGCGUUCCUCUUGUUGCCAAUGUGCCAGUAUCUGACCAGACCCUGCUCUCCACAGAACAAGAUUUCCUUUGGCUGCUGUGGGCGUUUCACUCUGGCUGAGCUCCUGUCCUUCUCCCUCUCUGUUCUCUUGGUGCUCAUCUGGGUGCUGACUGGACACUGGCUUCUCAUGGACGCUUUAGCCAUGGGCUUGUGUGUCGCCAUGAUAGCCUUCGUGCGGCUUCCCAGUCUGAAGGUGUCUUGCCUGCUGCUGUCAGGACUGCUCAUUUAUGACGUGUUCUGGGUGUUCUUCUCAGCCUACAUCUUCAAUAGUAAUGUGAUGGUCAAAGUUGCCACCCAACCUGCUGAAAAUCCCAUAGAUGUUCUGUCCAGGAAGCUCCACUUGGGACCAGGGAUGGGGCGCGACGUCCCCCGUCUCUCCUUACCUGGCAAACUGGUCUUUCCCAGCUCCACAGGAAGUCACUUCUCAAUGCUGGGAAUAGGAGACAUUGUGAUGCCGGGGCUGCUGUUAUGCUUCGUCCUGCGCUAUGAUAACUACAAGAAGCAAGCAAAUGGGGAAGUCCCCAUUUCCGGACGCAUGCAGCGCGUCUCCUAUUUCCACUGCACUCUCAUCGGAUACUUUGUGGGUAAGCAAGCAAUCGAUGGACGGAUGGAUGUGAAAGGUCAAGGCCUUUAUUGUUUCAGUGCGGGGUCUGCUGACUGCCACUGUGGCCUCCAGGAUCCAUCGUGCUGCUCAGCCCGCUCUGCUCUACCUGGUGCCCUUCACCCUACUGCCUCUGCUCACUAUGGCCUACCUGAAGGGCGAUUUGCGGCGCAUGUGGUCCGAGCCCUUCCACACCAAGACCAGCAGCUCCCGCUUCCUGGAGGUAUGAUGCACCCUGGGAUAAACGACCAGUGCGGGGAGGACUGCGGAUCCUUUACCUUUUUAUUAGAGGGAAGGAGAGAGGGCACACUCACAGUGAGGCCAUGUUGUCAUCACUUGUUCAUGCUUUCCGCCAAUCUUCUGUGAAAACCCUCAGAAGGACACCAGUGUGUGGAUCACAACGCCCCAACACGACUCAUCUUUGGUCCCUACAUCCAACCCGUUUCAUCUCCGCUUCCUCUUUUCUGUUUAUUUCCUCUCCAUUAUAGCACAUCCUGCCUAUGCUGUGUUUGUUCUGCCCCCCUCCCUCUCUUUUUUUUUUCUUUUUUCUUCUCUCAUUUUGCCACUUCCCUCCCAUGGCUCGUUCCAUUCGUCAGGCCUCUAGUCUCUCUCUCUCUGCGUUUUUCCUUCUUUUCUCUGCGUCUUUAAUUUUCAAUACAUCUGUUUUUCACCGACUCAGAUGAACUCGAGGGCCAGGCCUCCCCCCUUUUUGUGGACUUAGGGUUGUGAGACAUGGCUGGGGUUUAUAUAUAUUUUUUUAGCAUUGUUGUGGUCAUUAUUAUUAUUAUUAAUAUUAUUAUUAUGGAACGAUUAAAACAAACUGAGAAGAGGCGAAGUGUUGCAGUGGCACAGGACGGUGCUCGGGAGCAGCGACACAGUAAAGGAGAAGAGUGUUCCCCUUCCAUCCGUCUCCCUCUUCCCUCCCCCUGCUUUCUUCAUCUGUCCCAUCAUCCCACCCCAAUGGCUUCUUCCCAGCGCUCCCUCUGACACUCCCUGCGAGCCCCACCCUCCUCCUCUCUGAUCAUCUGCUGUCCCCAUUCCCCACCCUCACAGAUAACUAUGUAUUUUAUUUAGAAAAGUUUUAUUCUUGGCAUAUACAGAAAUGCAUUAUAAAUUGUUAAGCUGCCCCCAGCGUUUGAGGGGCCGCUUCUAUUUGUAUAUAUGUGUAUUUGCGGUAUCUUGAGUUUGUAUUUGUGUUCGGGAGCAUGUUGAAUAGGGUGGGAAACUGACGCCAGCCAACAGCCGAAUUUUGGUGAAAUUUUGCUGUUGAGUCGAAUGGUGAGCAUCCAUCAUUUAGAGGUUGUUUUCUAAAGUUUGUUGGCUUGUGUGAUAGAAAUGUAGCUGAUGGAUCUUCGGGAAGAAAAAAAAAAACUAAACAUCUUCAUCGGUGGCUGGUUGACGAAAAAGUUAGUUUCCUACUCGUGUUAAAGUGUGUGUGUGUGUGUGUGCGCGUGUGUGUAUGUAUGUAGUGUGUGUGUGUGUGUGUGUGGGAGAGCGAAACAGAUUUGAGUGAACGGUUGUUUUACUUGAUUUUAAUUUCGAAUCAUGAAAAUGUUAAAAUGACAAUAGUCAGGUUUCCAUUGAGCUGGGCGUGUUGGAUCAAACGGUGUCGUAAACACAUGACUAAUGGAAACAGUUUGUGUCUAACUUGUACAAAUUUACAGAAAUCUCAACAGGGGUCAAUUUUCUUUUUAACAGUCUUUCUGCGGACAGAUGGAAAUGUAAACAGUGUUUGUUUGUUUUUUUUUUCAAAUAAAUGAAUGUUGAAUUAAUUUUAAGGUAUGCUACGUUACUUUGCAUCAUGGAACCACAUCAUACACCGUGCUGGGGUUUCUACUGAAUCUUUCUUGUGCACUUCCCUAAAUUUACACGUAUUUAACGCCAUGGAAACUGAAACACUAAACGCAUCUCAUUUUAGACCUCUAUAAAUGUCUGAGCACGAUGGUAUCGGAUCACUUUGUAUACGUUUUGACAAAAGACGAGUCAGUGGAACAGCACAACAGCACAUUUCAUCUGAACUUCACCUCAGUCGAUGAACACCUGACUAUUGUGAAAGUUUGGACUCAAACCUGGAGAUGAGGGAAGACGUACUGUGGUUAGAUUCAUGUGUAGUUACAGAUGAAGGGUUGGGAUAAAGGUUAAGUGUUUGUGUGUGUCAUCACAUAAUAAAGUGUUUGGAUCUAGGGAGGGGAGAAAAUCAGUUAUGCCCCUCAAAAAAUGGAAGUUAAUGCUAACUCAUAGGAGUUUUUUACUGUCACUCUUUGGUCCCUGACAGUCGUACCGUCUUUUUUAUUGUCCUUCCACUUUAUUGUGGUUGUUUGUCACUUAAUAUCAAAUGUAUACUGGAAAAGGUGUGAGUGAUCGCACAGCAGGAAGUCUGAUAGACGUACGGACGAUGCAGUUUGCUGGCUUUUUGUUUUGUUUUUUUACUUUUUUAUGCUAUCUGGCCGUGCAUGUUAAGUGUACAGUUUAUCAUUUCUCGGACUGCUACUGCAGUUCUGAGUCUGCUGGCCAACACUGAGGCACUGGACCUGUGAGCCUGCCUACAAAGAGCAGCGUCAGUGGGUUGGACACAGGCAGCAGGUCAGAAAGACUGCGAUUGGUCAGCUCUGACUGGUUCACAAAAGCUAAAUACUGCUGAAUGCCGUCAGGUUGGGACGUCCGGCCUGCCGCUCAGUGCAGCCAUGUAAACUCGGACAUCAUGGAACCACAAGCCCCCUUCACCUCUUCAUGGACAUGGAGAGAAAAAAUAGAUUUAUAUACAUGUGUGUGUGUAUAUAUAUAUACAAAUAUAUAUAUAUAUAUAUAUAUAUAUAUAUAUUUCUGUGUGUAUGUACAUGCAUAAAUAACUGAUGGUGAUAACAACAACAAAAUAAUAGAGGGGUUUUUUAAUAGAAAAUGGAUUUCCUUUUACUCCCUUGUUUGUAAUAAUUUUUUUCUUUAGUGCUUUAUUAUUUUUAUUUUUUUUCUCUCUACCUCUUCUCCCCUCCAGCAGAGGACUCCAGCUCUGUUGGUGCAUUGAUAUUACAGCUGAAUGGAUUCUGUAUAGAAAAAUGGUGAAUAAAUAAAUUAAGAACUGUCUAGUGAAACAUGAAUCCUGAAGCGCUUGAUCUAAAACACUUUGUCUCCUUUUAACCCCCUCCCUCUGCCCUCUGCCCUUCUUCCCCUCCUCGUUCAGGAUUCUGCUGUAAAUAAACAUGACUCUAACUGUAA
Molecule: messenger RNA, 4732 nt
Organism: Cottoperca gobio
Lineage: Eukaryota; Metazoa; Chordata; Actinopteri; Perciformes; Bovichtidae
Gene: sppl3
Product: signal peptide peptidase 3
Exons: 11
Coding region: 539-1885 (448 amino acids)
Biological process (GO): membrane protein proteolysis
Cellular component (GO): lumenal side of endoplasmic reticulum membrane; cytoplasmic side of endoplasmic reticulum membrane; Golgi-associated vesicle membrane
Molecular function (GO): aspartic endopeptidase activity, intramembrane cleaving
Source: RefSeq, a predicted model, not a curated record